AUGGAGGCUCCGCCGCCUCCACCGCCGCCGGGCGCCCCCAGCGCCUCGGAGCCCGCGGGCUGCCCCAAGGACGCGGACCGCCAGCUGCGCCUCCGCCUCUGCGUCCUCAACGAGAUCCUCAGCACCGAGAGGGACUACGUGGGGACCCUCCACUUCCUGCAGUCGGCAUUUCUUCAUCGGAUCCGCCAGAACGCUGUGGACAAAGCUGAGAAGUACAUAACAGAGGAGAACGUUAAGAUCCUAUUUUCUAACAUUGAAGACAUUCUUGGUGUUCACAAGGAGUUCCUGGCUGCCCUGGAAUUUUGUUUACAACCAGAACCUCAGUCUCAGCAUGAACUGGGAAAUGUUUUCUUAAAAUUUAAAGACAAGUUCUUUGUGUAUGAGGAGUACUGUAGCAACCAUGAGAAAGCGCUCAGACUGCUGAUGGAAUUGAACAAGAUCCCAACAGUGAGAGCAUUCCUCCUGAGUUGCAUGCUUUUGGGAGGCAGAAAGACUACAGACAUUCCACUGGAAGGUUAUCUACUGACUCCAAUUCAGAGAAUUUGCAAAUAUCCACUUCUGCUUAAGGAAUUGGCUAAGAGGACUCCCUCUAAGCAUCCUGAUCACCCAGCUGUCCAGAAUGCACUGCAGGCUAUGAAAACAGUCUGCACAAAUAUCAACGAGACCAAGAGACAGAUGGAGAAACUGGAAGCUCUCGAACAGUUGCAGUCCCACAUUGAAGGAUGGGAGGGGUCAAAUCUGACAGAUAUCUGCACACAGCUCUUGCUCCAAGGAACUUUGUUAAAAAUCUCAGCAGGAAAUAUCCAGGAGAGAAUGUUCUUUCUAUUUGAUAAUCUACUGGUCUAUUGCAAGAGGAAAUCCAGAGUUGCUGGGAAAAAACCAUCCAAACGGACAAAAUCAAUCAAUGGAUCCCUCUAUAUCUUCAGGGGUCGAAUAAAUACAGAAGUCAUGGAGGUGGAGAAUGUGGAGGAUGGAACAGCAGAUUACCACAGCAACGGCUACACAGUGACAAAUGGCUGGAAGAUACACAACACAGCCAAAAACAAGUGGUUUGUCUGUAUGGCCAAGACUGCGGAGGACAAACAGAAAUGGCUGGAUGCUAUAAUCAAGGAAAGAGAGCAGAGAGAGAGUUUGAAACUGGGGAUGGAGAGGGAUGCAUACGUCAUGAUUGCAGAAAAAGGAGAGAAGCUGUACCAAAUGAUGAUGAGCAAGAAAGUGAACCUUAUCAAAGACAGGAGGAGAAAAUUAAGUACUGUUCCCAAGUGCUUUCUUGGCAAUGAGUUUGUAUCAUGGCUCACAGACAUUGGAGAGAUAAGCAAACCAGAGGAAGGGGUCAACCUGGGACAGGCGCUGUUGGAAAAUGGAAUUAUUCAUCAUGUUUCAGAUAAGCACCAGUUUAAGAAUGAGCAGGUGAUGUACAGAUUUCGCUAUGAUGAUGGAACAUAUAAGCCAAGAAGUGAGUUGGAAGACAUCAUGUCCAAGGGUGUUCGACUCUACUGCCGACUACACUGCCUGUACACUCCUGUGGUAAAAGACCGUGAUUAUCACCUAAAGACCUACAAAUCAGUAAUACCUGCAAGUAAGCUGGUGGACUGGCUUAUUGCACAGGGAGACUGUCAGACUCGUGAGGAAGCUGUUGCACUGGGUGUUGGACUCUGCAAUAAUGGUUUCAUGCAUCAUGUUCUGGAGAAAAGUGAAUUUAAGGAUGAAUCCUUGUAUUUCCGCUUUUAUGCUGAUGAAGAGAUGGAAGGCACCAAUUCCAAGAGCAAACAAUUACGUAAUGACUUUAAGCUUGUGGAAAACAUCCUGGGAAAGGGUCUUCUGAUUUUACCUGAGGAGGAUGACUAUGGAUUUGACAUAGAAGAGAAGAACAAAGCAGUUGUGGUGAAGUCAGUUCGAAGAGGGUCUUCUGCAGAGAUGGCUGGCCUGCAGGCAGGAAGGAAAAUCUAUUCCAUCAAUGAGGACUUAGUCUUCCUACGCCCGUUUACAGAAGUGGAAACCAUUUUAAGCCAGUCCUUCUGCUCACGAAGGCCACUUAGGCUUCUGGUAGCCAUCAAAUCAAAAGAGAUCAUUAAAAUCCCAGAUUGUCCUGAAGCACUUUGCUUUCAGAUACGGGGAGCAGCACCACCAUAUGUUCAUGCAGUAGGAAGAGGUUCUGAGGCUGCAGCUGUAGGCCUUCAUCCAGGACAAUGCAUUUUGAAAGUCAAUGGGAGUAAUGCAUCACAUGGAAAUUAUAUGGAUGUUCUGGAGCACUUUACAGCAUACAGGACCAAACAACAGGAAGUGCUGGGAUUGUACCAGUGGGUGUACAGAACACAUGAAGAUGCUGAGGAGGACAGAGUUCAGCAAGCAGCAUCCAGUGCAUAUCUGAAUGGCAGUCAUCCAGGGUCCAACAAAGAAGACACUUCACUGACAGGAGAUGAAGAUUUGGAUCCACUUCAAAAUAUCCACCAGGAAUCAGCCCAGAUACAACAGACUGUCAGCUCUCCACUGAUAAGUGGUGAAGAAACACCUCUCAUUAGCCUGACUGUGGAUAACACUCACCUGGAGCAUGGGGUGGUAUAUGAAUAUGUCAGCAGUGCAGGAAUCAAAUCCUUUGUCCUAGAGAAAAUUGUGGAACCAAAAGGUUGCUUCUGUCUCACAGCAAAGAUUUUAGAGGCCUUUGCUGCAGAAGACAACCACUUCGUAAGGAAUUGCAAAAGGCUUAUAUCCCUAAGCAGUGCUGUGUCCACCAUGCCCCAGUAUGAGUUCCGGCAGAUCUGUGACACUAAGCUGGAAAGCAUUAGCAGGCGGCUUGCAAACUACCAAGAGUUUGCAGAUGGAUUAAAGACAAAGGUGAGCCCAGCCUUCAAACAAGCCAUCAUGGAACCACAUUCCCUCAACAGCAUGGAUUUCUGCCCCACCAACUGCCAUAUUAACCUCAUGGAGGUGUCAUACCCCAAAAACACUACCUCAGCAGGGAGGUCGUUCAGCAUUCGCAUUGGACGAAAACCUUCUAUUAUUGGUCUUGAUCCAGAACAAGCAGGUACCGUAAAUCCAGUCUCAUAUACUCAACAUUGCAUCACCACUAUGGCUGCACCAUCCUGGAGAUGUCUGACCCCAGAAGAUGGAGAUCUUGAUGGUAGUUUUGGCCAGCAGAAUGGAGGAACAAGUCAGGAAGAAAGAGGACUCAGUUUUCUGCUCAAACAGGAAGAUCGAGAGAUACAGGACUCAUACUUGCAUCUUUUUAACAAACUUGACAUUGCAGUGAAGGAAAUGAAGCAAUACGUCGUUCAGAUAAAUAAACUUCUGUCCACCAUAACAGAACCUACAGAAGGUGGUGCCUGUGAGCCACCAUCCACUGAGGAGUCGUCUCCACCUUCUCUGGGAACAGAAGAGAGUGAUCCUGACAAAGCUGAGCAUGGUGGCAUCAAGAAGGUCUGUUUCAAGGUUUCUGAGGAGGACCAGGAAGACUCUGGACAUGACACAAUGAGCUUCAGAGACUCCUACAGUGAAUGUAACAGCAACCGGGAUUCAGUGUUGUCUUACACCAGUGUACGGAGUAAUAGCUCUUACUUGGGCAGUGAUGAGAUGGGAUCAGGAGAUGAGCUUCCCAGUGACAUGAGGAUUCCUUUAGAUAAACAAGACAAACUUCAUGGCUGUCUGGAGCAUCUUUUUAACCAGGUUGAUGCAAUUAAUGCACUUCUAAAAGGACCAGCAAUAACUAAAGCCUUUGAAGAAACCAAGCACUUUCCAAUGGACCACAGUUUGCAAGAAUUUAAACAGAAGGAAGAAACCACAGUGAGGUGCCGAAAUAAUAUUCAAGCCAGCAUUCAAGAAGACCCAUGGAACCUUCCAUUGCGCAUCAAAAACCUCGUUGAAAUCAUACAAAAAUACGUGGAAGAUGGGAAGAAUCAACUGCUUUUGGCCUUGUUAAAAUGCACAGAUACUGAACUACAGCUGAGGCGAGAUUCCAUCUUCUGCCAAUCUCUUGUGGCUGCUAUUUGCACCUUUUCAGAGCAGUUACUGGCUGCUCUCAACUAUCGAUACAACAACAAUGGGGAAUAUGAAGAGAGCAGCAGAGACGCCAGUAGAAAAUGGCUGGAACAGAUAGCAGCCACUGGUGUUUUAUUAAACUACCAGUCCCUGCUCUCCCCUACUGUGAAGGAGGAGCGCACCAUGCUGGAAGACAUCCAGGUCACUCUGACAGAACUGGACAAAGUUGCCUUCUAUUUCAAGCAGCUGGAUGAAAGUCUUGUAGCAAAUACUCAUGUCUUCUACCACAUCGAAGGAAGCCGUCAGGCCUUGAAGGUUAUCUUUUAUCUUGACAGCUACUACUUCUCCAAACUGCCUUCUCGGUUUCAGAAUGGAGGAAGCUUGAAACUACACACGGUGCUAUUUACAAAAGCUCUAGAGAGUACAGAGGGGCAAUCACAACCAGCUGGCUUAUCUCUAGAAGAACUUCCACAGCAAAUUAAUGGUCAAUCUCUAGAAAAAGUGCAGCAAUACUACCGUAAACUCAGGACAUUUUAUCUAGAGAGAUCAAACUUGCCCACUGAUUCUAAUACUACUGCAGUGAAGAUUGACCAGCUUAUUCGUCCCAUCAAUGCAAUGGAUGAGCUUUGCAGGCUGAUGAAGUCCUUCAUUAACACAAAACCCAACCUGUCGGGAUACUCUAGCAGUAACACAUCAGGAGCUGGCCUGCUACCUAUAUCUUCUGAGCUCUGUUACCGACUCGGAGCCUGCCAGAUUACCAUGUGUGGCACUGGGAUGCAGAGAAGUACAUUAAGUGUGUCCCUGGAGCAAGCAGCCAUACUGGCUCGAAGUCAUGGACUUUUGCCCAAGUGUAUCAUGCAAGCUACAGACAUCAUGCGAAAGCAAGGACCAAGAGUAGAAAUCUCUGCCAAGAAUCUGAAAGUGAUGGACCAAAUGCCGCAGAGUGCGCCUCGACUCUACAGGCUGUGCCAGCCACCUACAGAUGGGGAUUUAUAAACGUGACAGAGGCACCCACAUUGUGGCACAACUAAAACAUGCACCAACAAGCAGCCCUGUCUGAGGACCCAUGCUAACCAACGCUGUGACACUGAAACAAGAGAGGAGGAGACUCUGCUUUUGCAGGAGAUGAACCUGUUGGCCCCAGGCAUCAGGAAUCUGCCUCUGAAGUCCUGCAGCACAUGCAGGGAUUCUUGUAUUUCUUUGACCUCUUGAAGAAAUUCUUGAAACAAACCCCACAGAACUAAGAUGGAUGUUACUGCCAUUGGUAGAUGCCUGGAACAGUGACAGUUAUGCAGCAAGAAAGUGCAGUUUUACUGAUAACAUUUGUGCUGCCACUUAAAAGCCGUAGACUUGAAGAUUUGGGUUGGUUGAGAAAACCCAGGAUGACACCUCUGUCUCUCCCUGCACUGUGUCUGGCAUCCAUUUAAUUGCCAGCAUAAUUUUGGUCAGUGGCCUUGAACAGUAGCUUCAUAAACACCACUUUGUAAUGUACUGACCUGCACUUUGGAUCAACAAAUAGCACAAUCAAUGGCUAAUUCAGAUGCAAGCAAAAAGAAUUUCUACUGGACUCAUUUUCCACUUCAGCCCAAUGAGAACCAAUCUCUCUAUGCUGCAGAGUAUACAUUCCAUAAUACUUGUCACCAUUACUUCAUUUACUUACUGUAGCCUUCAGUUUGGGAUUAACUCUUUUUACUAAUGCUCUGUUAUGUACUCUGGAAAUACAAUAAUAAUUCAGGGGAGAGAUUGGAGUGAAAGAUUUUAAAACAAACUUUACAAAGGAAAAAUACAGUCUUAGAAUCUGAUUAUUUGAACAGAUGUAGUUUUAAAAACCCGGUCAGAAGAACUAUACUUAUUUAUGUGGAGUGGAAUAUGUGUUUUGGAUCAUGUUAUUAUAUAUACAAGAUUUAAAUAAAAACUAUAUUGUUUAAAAUGGGACCAAUAUGCUGGCAAUUCCACAGCUACUCCCAGUUUACUGAAAAGAAAUCUACAUUAUUUAAAAUCGUUCAAUAUUUAAGUAGUCUUUAAUACAGUUAUUAAGAUGUAUUAGGGAUGCUUUUAAGUUAAAAGAAAAAAAGGAAUCGUGUAUAUAAUGUACUUUAUUUUUUCUUGUUUGAAAAAUUGUUUCCCAUCCUGUCAGUAUUAUCCUAAACACAGUGAUUUUUUCCAAAUUACUGGCUGAAACUCAUGAAACACGGCAGCAGUCUCAGGACAGAAAUAGUGAUAUUUUAGAGUGAGUGCCUUAAAACGACCGCCCAUCCGUAACAAAUCUGUAGCAGGUGUCAGUAGGACAGCGUGCAGGACAUUCACCAUUCCUUUGUUUCUCCACAGCCUCCUUUUAAAGAGUCAAUUGUUAAAAAUCCAGAAGCGCUUUGCAGUGAUGUAUGUUCUAGAAAAUAAAGGUUUGGGAUUUUUUAUUUGUGAGAUCGUUUGUUUUUCAGCUGGCUUAAUUUUAUUAACAAAACCCAACCAAUUGAAAUCUUCACAUUAGAGUCUUUCGAGGUGGAUAUUGAGUUCUUUCACAUUUUCUAAUCUAUACAUCAGCACAAAACAGCUGAGGCCAAGUUUGAGGACACAAAUUCUCAGUCUUGUCUCUGAAUUUUUAAUUAUUUCUUUCUUGCCUCUCAGACUACAAUAAUUUGGGAUAAGGAACGUCUUUGUUUAAAUUUCUCACUUCUAAUAUUUCCUCUGACCUACAGUAAUCUGUUGCAGGGAACCAGGGCAGCCCAGCAUCAGCCAGCUGUCAGAUAGAGGGGACUUUACUACAGUAGCCAUUCUGUACUGCAGUAAGAUGAACAAAGCAUUAUUUCAGUGCACUUUCUCUUUGUUUUCCUUUUUUUUUUUUCCCCUUCAAUUUUGUGAGAGUGAUUCACACCACUUGCUGUUUGAAGAAGAAAUGGAUGUUUCUUUACUGAAUCAUCAACUUAAAAUAUACUUCGUAUUAAUCUAAAUAAGAACCGUAGGAACAACCAAAUGUAAAAAGAACACUUACAAACUCAGAUCCUUGAUUUGCCUACAUCAGUUCUGUGCAGCAGAACUGCAGCAGUUUUAUAUAGCCUGGUGAGGAUUGUUGCCCUCAUUUAUGCAGUCAUUGUAGACAUUGGAGAUGCACAGAAGAGCAUCUAAGGGCAUUUACACUGUGCACUGUUUUAUGUUGAAAUGUACAUGUUAUUCUCAUUGAAAACAAUAGCAUUUUUGUUAUUAAAAGUUGAUUUAUAUUAUAAAUCAUGAGGAUAUGAUCUUAUUUUUCAGUUAUACCCCUUGUUUCUUUAGUGCUUUAAGUUCUGUUUAAUGGUUUCAGUUCCAUCUGAUAUUUUGUAUGGAGCUAUGAGGGGUCAGAAGUUCAACCUAUAAAGGAAAAGUUGCUUUCAGCAUCAGCUUGAGCAGGCAGUGCAAUGCUCAACUCUUCCUGUUUGUGCAGUGUGGGCUACAGAUGUGGUUCCACUGCAGACUUCAUAUUAAAGUAGAAAAGAAAACCUGUUUUGAUGCUGUAAAAUUGCAAUGUGGGAAUUUAGAGCUGGAAAAAAAAAAAAAAAAGAUUUAAGUGGGGAAAAAAGAAGGCAGUGCAAAAAAGGACCUGCAAGUUAGAGGAGUGAAUUAGGUCUGCAGAAUUUCUGUGGCUAAAAGCAAAGAAUGAAUCAGAUUUGCCACAACCAAGUGGGGAUUUCACUGAUCUGGAGCAUCUGAUCUGCUACCAUGUGAAAAACUCGAUUGAGAAGGAGAAAAUGGAAACUCAGAGUGUGAUUAUGAGAUGUGUAAGCAGCUGGCUAAAGGAAAGAAGGAAAGACUGAAAAGAAAGUGGGGGUUGGGGGCAUUUGCAAGUGGAAUUUCUUACGCAUCAGUCUUGCAACUGAAUAGGGUUAACUUUUCAUAUAGGGUUAACUUUUUCGUGAAUCACUGAAACACAGCUACUACAAGCCUGGGAUUGAUGAGAAGUUGAGAAGCACUGAUCUAGAGAAGGUUCAGGAUACACAAAAAAAUUCCUACGAGACUUGGCAGAGAAGUUUGAAUGGAAUAAGAUGUUGCAGUACAAACAGUAGCUCAUGCAGAUGAAAAUUAAAGUAUUUUGCUAUAUUUCUUGUUAACUGACAACAAAACAAGCUCGGUUGUAGAGUUUGUCACAAGAUGACUCAGAUUGAAUCUGAUAGUCAUAAAAGCUCAGCUGCACCCCAAGACAGAUUUCCUAUUGAGAACCACUCAAGCCACUGUGCAAAGGCCUGGUGGGCUCCUGCCAGACAGCUGUGUACAGUUACAGACACCAAAUGUUUAAGUGAAAUUGCAGUAGCUAGAUGAGAAAACACUGAAAUGCCAUCAGUAAAGUGGAUAAAAUUCUGCAAGAUACAACCAGAAGAACUUGAUAUUUUUUAGCCUAAAACACAACUGUAUCUGAUGCCUUUAUAAGAAAGAAAUCAUAAGAAAAGGCAAUUUAAUAAGUACAGCCACAAAGAGUACAAGCAAUUAGAGAUAGCUAUUGGCUGAAAAUUGUUCUGAACCUUAGAAAAACUUUUCUUACAAUCAGGUGCUGACAAAAAAAAACCCCCACAAACAAAACAAACAGUCAGACAACAACAAAACAACAUAAAGCAAAAGAAAGCCCCACCACUUUUACAAAGCUGUUCAUAAAGCUCAUAAAGAGCUGUAAGCAGCAGUGCCUACACUAACAGGAGUCUCUGCAGGAGUCAAUGCAGCUGUGUUUGGCUGCACAAACUGUUGGUCUACGACAGAAGAUAGAAAUGGUUCCUGCUCUGCCCCGUUUUGUCCAUGGCAUUUGCAAAGCAGAAAGCUGUUUUUCAAAACCAGGCCUAGCUAUCUUUUAGCAUUACAUGUUUUCAUAUUCCACUACUCAUUUACAGACUGAAUUACUAGGAUUUAUAGAUACGAAGCCAUUGGUGCAGACAAGUGUCUUGCAUUUUCUUUCAGAAUAAAGAAAGACUGAAAAACAAAAAACACCUCGACCUGGGCUUUGCCAAAUCCUUUCAUCUUCGUCACAUUUUCUGAUCAGUAAAUAGUGCUAGAGAGCUCACUUGGCCACUAUUCAGGAAUAUUCUGAACCCUAAUUAUUUUCUGGUUCUUAAGUGAUUUGAAGAUACGAAACAAUAGGUGACGAUGACAAGAAUUUCAAUUCUAUUUCAAAAUAAUUUGAAACCCUCCUACUUCCUUAGCAGCAUGUAGAGCACAGUCCCAGUAUGCAGCAUUAUAAAUACCAGGUGCAGCUUCUAAGCAUUUGGCCAUUAUUGAGUUAUAGAAGGGCAAAAAAUGAACAACGGACAGCUUAUGACCUCAGCUUCUUCACAACAGCAUAGCACAUAGGCUAACUGAUAAAGUAUCAGAGAUUAAUGAAAUUAAUCCAGUAUAUUGUGUAGCACUGCAGUGAUAAAAUAUAAGUUCAAAUAAAUGAGAUAAAUGCUCAGGAGUUAUUAACCUUAAUGGGGAAGAAAGGCUUUCCAACAGUGAAUUUUUCUUUCUUUGUAGAAUGAGAACCCUGGCUUUGAUGAGCACCACUGCCCCACCACUGGGGUCCCAUCCUUCUCUAUGUAUAAAUCCAUAUUUUCCUGUUAAAUAACAUGGUGCAAUAGCAGUUUUGAUGGUGCUGUCACAGCAUUGCUAGGCUACGUUACUAGAAGAGACUUUCUGUUUAAUAGAAACAAAAGAAAUCCUAGUGUCCUUAAGACAGGGGUUUGAGUGCUCUGUCUCACUGUGCCCAAUUUCUUUUGCUCCACUGAGCAAUUCACUUUUCUCCUUUGGGGAGGGAACUAAGUAACUAACUGUUGUCAUUGGCAUUGUGAAGAGUCAAAGAAGAACUGUAAACUGUUUUGAAAAGUGUCAGCGCUGUAGGAAUAUCCUGUAGAAACAGAAAGCUAGAUAGAAAAAAAAGAUAAAGGCUGUAAGGAUACAAAUAGAAACCUCUUAGAACAACAGGUUUGCUUUUCAUUAUUAGCCUUUCACAGAUGUUUUUAGAUGAGCUAAGACUCGUCUGGACAUUGAAAAUCACUGCACAAAUCCAGUGCCGUGGAACACACAAGUCCUUGAAGAUGACAAAGGACUUUUGAAAGACCUUUAAUUUUUACACUUUUCACAAAGCACAGGAAUGGCUGCACUACUCUGACCAUAGAUUAGGCCAGAUUUAAAAGGCUUUUGAAAGUAAACUGGUGAGCAACUAUAGGAGCACGAAUAAGAUUGCUGUAGCAUUCCCGCAUUUACAGCUCAUUUUGCACCUAAGAUCAAUUACCUCAUCUAGGCAGGGAGGGCAAUGCUGAAAUGACACAAGCUGUACAGUAUGCUUCUGCAUAAAACACACCUUUACACGGUUUUAGGAAAGUGUUCCAGAGAUGAUAUUUUUAUACCAGUUUGUAGGACUGGCAUUUUCAAAUGUUUUGUAAAGAGAAAAGAAUGUACAGAAUAUUUUAGAGUUGUUUUCCAAUUAUGUUUGAGGGAUUUUAGUAUACUAAUAGUGUUAUAUUUUUCUUCGUGUUCUGUAUUUUUAACUAAACACAUGUAUCCUGCAUUAAGAUAAAAGUCUUAAUAUAAUUUGUUCAACUUUUUGUGU
Molecule: messenger RNA, 10519 nt
Organism: Centrocercus urophasianus (Greater sage-grouse)
Lineage: Eukaryota; Metazoa; Chordata; Aves; Galliformes; Phasianidae
Gene: PREX1
Product: phosphatidylinositol-3,4,5-trisphosphate dependent Rac exchange factor 1
Exons: 40
Coding region: 1-4971 (1656 amino acids)
Biological process (GO): intracellular signal transduction
Molecular function (GO): guanyl-nucleotide exchange factor activity; protein binding
Source: RefSeq, a predicted model, not a curated record